AUGGCUGCGGUCACCACCGUGACCCUGCCGCCGCAGCGGCAGCUGCUGACAUCUUUGGAGGCUGUGGCAGACAGGUCCUUGGCUGGCACUACCUGCUUUUCUACAAUGAAGCACCGAGCACACAUGGAUGGAGAUGUGAUGAUCGCUGGGUUUUUCCCUCUCUACACUUUGGGAAUAGAUCACAGUAACAUCCAUUCUGCCAGGCAAGAAGAGAACAAGAUAUUUAUGUUCAAGAACUAUCAGUUUGUUUUGGCCUUGGCUUUUGCUAUUGAGGAGAUCAACAACAACCCAGAUCUUUUACAUAACUUCACUCUGGGAUUUAAUAUCUAUGAUGUUCAAUUCAGAACCUGGACAAUGUUUAAGAAUCCCUUCACUUGUCUCUUUGGGAAGUACAAGAUUCCAAACUACUCCUGCAUGAGAGACAGAAAGUCUAUAGCAGUACUUACAGGACCAUCAAGAAUAACAUCUGACCAGAUUGGGACAUUGAUGGGCCUCUACAGAUUUCCACAGUUUACCUUUGGACUUUUUGAUCAUGCCUUGAGUGACCAUAAAAAGUUUCCUACUCUCUAUCAGAUGGCACCAAAAGACACAUCAUUAGCCAUUGCCAUGGUCUCAUUACUGCUUCACUUCAGCUGGAGUUGGGUGGGACUGUUGACCUCACAAGAUGAGACUGGUCCAUCCUUUCUUGCUGAAUUGAAAGAAGAGAUGGCCAAGAACAAAAUAUGUGUAGCCUAUGAGCUAAUGAUCUCAACCCAAGAUAUGUCAAAUGUAUUCAGAUUCAUGUCAGUUCAUAAUGAGAUAAAUCUAUCUUCAGCAAGAGUACUCAUCAUAUAUGGUGAUAAUGAUACACUGAUAGCUUUAAUGGUAUUGAUUGAGCAAAUUUUUAUACAUGGAAAAAUUUGUAUUGUGAACUCUCAGUGGUAUUUCACUCUGAAGAAGAAAUAUUUCAUCCUGGGCUCCUUGUAUGUACCUCUUAUUUUUACACAUCAUCAUGCAGAAGUUUCUGGAUUCACAGAUUUUGUCAAGGUAGUUAAGCCUUCCAAAUACCCAGAAGACAUUUUUCUUGCGAGGCUGUGGUUUCUCUCUUUUAAUUGCUCUGAUUCUGAGUCUGACUGUGUAACAUGGGACCAUUGUUCUCAUGAUGCCUCUUUGGAUUGGUUACCUGGGCAUAUUUUUGAAAUGACUAUGUCUGGAGAUAGUUACAAUAUAUACCACACUGUGUAUGCUGUGGCCCAGACCCUCCAUGAGAUGCUUCUUCAUCAAACAGAAGUUCAAACAAUGGGAAAUAGAAAAGAAAAAUUGCCUUCCCCUGAGCAGUUGCACAUGUUCCUGAAGAGCAUCCAGUUUUACAAUUCUACUAGAGAUCAAGUGAUAUCGGAUGAGAAAAGGAAAUUGGAGCCAGAGUAUGACAUUGUCAAUAUUUGGAAUUUUCCAGAAGGUCUGGAACUUGCAGUGAGAAUAGGGAAGUUUUCUCCAUCUGCUCCACAUGGCAAUCAACUGUCUUUAUCUGAAGAUAUGGUAGAGUGGGCCAUUGAAACUACAAUGACUCCUCAAUCUGUCUGCAGUGAGAGUUGUAGUCCUGGAUUCAGGAAAUCUCCUCAGGAGGGAAAGGCUGCCUGUUGCUUUGAUUGUACACCUUGCCCACAAAAUGAGAUUGCUAAUGGGACAGAUAUGGAGCAAUGUGUGAAAUGUCCAGAUCUUCAGUAUGCCAACACACACAGGACUCAGUGCCUCCUGAAAACUGCAAGUUUCCUGGCUUUUGGAGAUCCCUUGGGCAUGGCUCUGGACUGCAUGGCUCUUUUCUUCACCUUGCUAACUGCUGCUGUUCUUGGAAUGUUUUUGAAAUACCAAGACACUGCCAUUGUCAAGGCCAAUAACAGGGUUCUCAGCUACAUCUUGCUCAUCUCCCUUAUCUUCUGUUUCCUCUGUUCCUUGCUCUUUCUUGGCCAUCCCAACACAGUCACCUGCAUCCUACAGGAGAUCACAUUUGGGGUUGUGUUCACUGUGGCUGUUUCCACAGUGUUGGCCAAAACUGUGACUGUGGUCCUGGCAUUUAAGGCCACUUCCCCAGGAAGAAGGAUGAGGUGGCUGCUGAUAUCAGGGGCUCCUAACUUCAUCAUCCCCAUUUGUACCUUGAUCCAAGUGACUCUCUGUGGAUUCUGGCUGGGAAGCUCUCCUCCCUUUGUGGACACAGAUGCACAUUCUGAACAUGGCCAUAUUAUCAUUCUGUGCAACAAGGGCUCCCUCACUGCCUUCUACUGUGUCCUGGGAUACCUGGGCUCCCUGGCCCUGGCUAGUUUCACUGUGGCUUUUCUGGCCAGGAAUCUACCUGACACCUUCAAUGAAGCCAAGUUCCUAACCUUCAGCAUGCUGGUGUUCUGCAGUGUGUGGCUCACCUUCCUUCCUGUCUAUCACAGUGCCAAGGGGAAGGUCAUGGUGGCCGUGGAGGUCUUCUCCAUCUUGGCCUCUAGUGCAGGGCUCCUAGGCUGCAUUUUUGUUCCAAAGUGUUACAUCAUCUUGUUAAUGCCAAAUAGAAAGUCUCUCCAUGGUUUCAGGGAUAAAAGACAUAGUAGUAGAAAUAGUCAUUCUUAA
Molecule: messenger RNA, 2592 nt
Organism: Dipodomys ordii (Ord's kangaroo rat)
Lineage: Eukaryota; Metazoa; Chordata; Mammalia; Rodentia; Heteromyidae
Product: vomeronasal type-2 receptor 116-like
Exons: 8
Coding region: 1-2592 (863 amino acids)
Biological process (GO): G protein-coupled receptor signaling pathway
Cellular component (GO): membrane
Molecular function (GO): G protein-coupled receptor activity
Source: RefSeq, a predicted model, not a curated record